UACGGAUACCUAAUCUUUUAUCAAUUGAAAUAUAUUGAAACUAUUUAAAUAUGUAAUAAUACGUACAUGUACUAGCAAAGUACUCCAAUAAAGACAUUCGACAGUAAAAAUGAGGAGUCUGUUUGUGUAUACACUGUUUGCGUGUUUUCCAUUUAUUAUUGUGAGUUAUCAAACUAGUGCGGAAGACGGUUGCAUUGUAAAAGAAUUUGAAGAAGUGGACAGUGUGAUAAAUAACUGCAAAGAUAUUAUUUUGGAUAGCCUCUCCAUACCUGGGGGCAAAAAACUGAUACUAAAUUUAAAUGAAGGUACUACACUUACAUUUAGAGGAAAUACCUCCUUUAAUUUCUACGAAUGGACUGGGCCUUUGAUAACUAUUAGCGGCAAUAACAUAAAAGUUAUAGGAGAAAAGGAUUCUGUUAUCGAUGGGCGCGGACCUUUAUGGUGGGACGGUCAGGGUACAUGGGGUAGCCAAAAGCCAAAACUCUUUAAAAUACAGGUCACAAAUGCCAUUUUGGAUGGUAUCAAUAUCAAAGAUUGUCCUUCACUUUGUACCAUUGUUAACGGAGAGAAUCUUGUUAUUAGAAAUUGGAUUAUUGAUAACUUAGAAGGAGAUGAGGGUGUAGCACCAGAAAAUAAUUUCGCACAUAAUACGGAUGGGAUAAAUCUGGGAAAAUCGUAUCCAAAUGAGAAUGUUACUAUUGAAAAUUGCGUAAUUUAUAAUCAAGAUGAUUGUAUAGCUAUUGCUCGAGGAAAAAACGUCACUGUUCGAAACUUAUUUUGCCAUGGGAGUCAUGGACUUACAAUAAGUGGCGAUAAUGCAGUAAUUGAUGAUGUUUUAUUCGAAAAUUCUAUCAUUACUAUGGCCGAAAAUGGUAUUCAUGUUAAAACGCACGUGCUUAAUGGAGAUGGAUUAGUUAAAAAUGUAGUAUACAGGAAUAUAACGAUACUAGAUGCUAAACAUUAUGGUAUAAGUGUUGAACAGAACUAUCUAAAUUUACCAGCUGGGCAACCGCAGGACGGUCCACCAUCCAACAACAUCCCUAUUUACAACCUCUCAAUGCACGAUAUAUAUGGAAAUGUUUUAAGUGGAGGCAUACCGGUAUUCAUCCUAUGUGCUGAUGAAGGGUGUUUUGAUUGGAAAUGGGAAAAUGUUAAUAUACUCGGCGACAGCCAAAAUAAUAAUUGCACUGGUUAUGUUCCUGAGGAGUACGAAUGUUACGUCGAAGAAGCUUGCAUAGUAAAAGAGUUCGAAGAAGUAAACAAUGUGAUAAAUAACUGCGAAGAUAUUAUUUUGGAUAAUCUGGAUAUACCUGGUGGCGACCAGCUGAUACUAAAUUUAAGUGAAGGUAGUACACUUACAUUUAGAGGAAAUACCUCCUUCAAUUUCUAUGAAUGGACUGGUCCUUUGAUGACUAUUAGCGGAAAUAAUAUAAAAGUGAUAGGAGAAAAGGACUCUGUUAUCGAUGGACGAGGACCUUUGUGGUGGGACGGUCAAGGUACAUGGGGCAGCAAAAAGCCAAGGCUUUUAAAAAUACAGGUCACAAAUGCAGUGUUCGAUGGCAUCAAUAUUAAGGAUUGUCCAUCACUGUGUGCUAUGGUUAACGGAGACAAUCUUGUUAUAAAAAAUUGGUUUAUUAAUAUCUUAGAAGGAGACGAGGGUGUAGCACCAGAAAAUAAGUUCGCACACAAUACGGAUGGGUUACAUCUAGAACAUUAUUAUUCAAACGAGAAUGUUACUAUUGAAAAUUGCGUAAUUUAUAACCAAGAUGACUGUAUAGCUAUUGCUCGAGCAAAAAAUGUUACUGUUCGAAACUUAUUUUGUCAUGGAAGUCAUGGACUUACUAUAAGUGGCACAAAUUCAACAAUUGAAGAUGUUUUAUUUGAAAAUUCUAUCAUUACAAUGGCCCAAAAUGGCAUUCACGUUAAAACGCACGUACUGGAUGGAGAUGGAUUAAUUAAAAAUGUAGUGUACAGGAAUAUAACAAUACUAGAUGCUAAAAAUUAUGGUAUAAGUGUUGAACAGAACUAUCUAAAUUUACCAGCUGGGCAACCGCAGGACGGUCCACCAUCCAACCACAUCCCUAUUUACAACCUCUCAAUGCAGAAUAUAUAUGGAAAUGUUUUAAGCGGAGGCAUACCGUGGACAGUAAAAAUGAUGAGUGUGUUUGUGUAUACACUGUUUGCGUAUUUCUCAUUUAUUCCUGUGAGUUACCAAACUCGUGUCGAAGAGGGUUGCUUAGUAAAAGAGUUCGAAGAAGUGAACAAUGUGACAAAUAACUGCAAGGAUAUUAUUUUGGACAAUCUGUCCAUACCUGGUGGCGAACAACUGAUACUAAAUUUAAAUGAAGGUAGUACACUUACAUUUAGAGGGAAUACCUCCUUUAAUUUCUGCGCAUGGACUGGGCCUUUGAUAACUAUUAGCGGCAAUAAUAUAAAAGUCAUUGGAGAAAAGGACUCUGUUAUCGAUGGGCGCGGACCUUUGUGGUGGGACGGUCAGGGCACAUGGGGCGGCAAAAAGCCAAGACUUUUAAAAAUACAAGUCACAAAUGCAAUUUUUGAUGGCCUCAAUAUUAAAGAUUGCCCAGCACUGUGUGCUAUGGUUAACGGAGAGAAUCUUGUCAUAAGAAAUUGGUUUAUUAAUAUCUUAGAAGGAGACGAGGGCGUAGCACCAGAAAAUCAUUUCGCCCACAAUACAGAUGGGAUAAAUUUAGCAAUAUUUGAACCAAAUGAGAAUGUUACUAUUGAAAAUUGCGUAAUUUAUAAUCAAGAUGAUUGUAUAGCUAUUGCUCGAGGAAAAAACGUCACUGUUCGAAACUUAUUUUGUCAUGGAAGUCAUGGACUUACUAUAAGUGGCACAAAUUCAACAAUUGAAGAUGUUUUAUUUGAAAAUUCUAUCAUUACAAUGGCCCAAAAUGGCAUUCACGUUAAAACGCACGUACUGGAUGGAGAUGGAUUAAUUAAAAAUGUAGUGUACAGGAAUAUAACAAUACUAGAUGCUAAAAAUUAUGGUAUAAGUGUUGAACAGAACUAUCUAAAUUUACCAGCUGGGCAACCGCAGGACGGUCCACCAUCCAACCACAUCCCUAUUUACAACCUCUCAAUGCAGAAUAUAUAUGGAAAUGUUUUAAGCGGAGGCAUACCGGUAUUCAUACUAUGUGCUGACGAAGGGUGUUUUGAUUGGAAAUGGGAAAAUGUUAAUAUACUCGGCGACAACCAAAAUAAUAAUUGCACCGGAUAUGUUCCUAAGGAGUACGAAUGUUAAUUGGUUUUGUGUACUCAAAUAUUGUUUAAAACAUAAAUAAAUUUUCAAGAGUU
Molecule: messenger RNA, 3315 nt
Organism: Dendroctonus ponderosae (mountain pine beetle)
Lineage: Eukaryota; Metazoa; Arthropoda; Insecta; Coleoptera; Curculionidae
Exons: 15
Coding region: 110-3262 (1050 amino acids)
Biological process (GO): pectin catabolic process
Cellular component (GO): extracellular region
Molecular function (GO): polygalacturonase activity
Source: RefSeq, a predicted model, not a curated record